Messenger RNA from Rhipicephalus microplus (southern cattle tick), 618 nucleotides. RefSeq lists its product as uncharacterized. Gene Ontology annotation, molecular function: nucleic acid binding. NCBI's taxonomy places the organism in Eukaryota, Metazoa, Arthropoda, Arachnida, Ixodida, Ixodidae. The record is from RefSeq and is a predicted model, not a curated record.
AUGAUUGAACGGUUUCACCGGCAGUUCAAGGCAGCCAUCAUGUGCCACCCUCACUUAGCCUGGCUCGAAGCCCUCCCCGCCGUCGCUCUCGGUCUGCGUGCAACUUUCAAGCCAGACAUUCAAGCCACGCCUGUGGAACUCGUCUGCGGGGAGCCGCUUCGCCUACCUGGAGAACUCCUCUCCGCUCCGACCUCUAAUGUAACCAGCUCGGACCCUGCAGACUUCGUCGCUCGACUCUGUCGCACAAUGGCCGCGCUGCGCCCCUCACCACCAGCGACUCGCCACACCAAGCCGACCCCGUUCGUGUUUAAGGACCUAGCAACAUGCUCGCAUGCCUUCCUCCGCGACGACACCGUACGCGCACCUUUCCAGCCGCCUUACUCCGGACCUUACAAAGUCAUCUGUCGUGACGACAAAACAUUCACCCUGCAAAUCAGUGGAAAGGAUGUACGCAUUUCCAUCGACCGCCUAAAGCCAUCAUACAUCCUUUCCCAGGAGCCUACCAAUCCCCGCACGCCUCUCGCAAUUCCCCGACAACAGCCCGCAACGUCUAGGCUCGCACCCUACACCACCCGCCUUGGACUCCAGGUGCGGGUCCCCAAUCGUCUUCAACCCUGA